AGUCAAAAACAAAUAAUAUUUAAAUAAAAUCUCCCAUUCAGCUCCCCACAUAUUUUAUUUGUUUAUUCUUCCUUUUUUUAAGUGUGUGGCAGAUUAGGAAUUGAAUAUUUCAAGUGGUAAGAGGCCCCCUCUCCACACUAUCUCUCCUGGCACUUUUUGGACACUACAAAUUCUCGCCCCAACCUCCACUUAUCCCUCAUGUUCAAUCUCUUCUCUUCCUCUUUCCUCUCCCCCAAAAAGAAAGAAAAAAAACCCAAAACCCUCUUCAAUUUAAACCUCAAAGCUUUGGCUCCUCUGUUUUUUGCUCUGCCUCUAUACACCGAUUGGCUGUCUCAUUUCUUACACCUUUUUGUUUGUUUUGUGUCAUAAAGGUUUAGUCUAGUUAAUUAUGGCAACUAUAGUUUGCCAAGGUUUGCAAUCUUGUCUUGAGUCACAAUUAGUAGAGUCAAGAACACUAAGACUAAGAUUAUCUUCACCAAAACCCCACUUCUCUCAAUCUCUUGAAUUAGCCUUGAAACCUUGUCCUUUAGACUGUAACACUAAAGAAGUUAGGGAAAGACGCCAUCAUGAUGAAGAUAAACAAACAUCUUCAUCUUCCUUCCAAAAACCUGAUAUGGGCGGCUGGAGUUUCCUUCAGGCUUUACCAAACACCUCCAAAGAAUCAAUGGAGAAAGAAAACGUAUAUGUCCAUCCUCUAAUAAAGCGCAACUCAUCAAUGCUUAGUGAGAAGAGCUUGGAAUUAUGCACUGAAAAUUUAGGUAGUGAAAGUGGGACGAUUGAUAUAAUUGACAACAGCAUUUUCUCAUCAUCAUUGUCUUCGUUGCUGUCAGAAUCAGAAACAGGAAAUUCUCCAACAAGGGAACAACAACAGCUACAAGCUCGUCAACUUUUGGGGGCUAAGAAAGCGAAUUGUAUUCGUAGUUUUCCACCUCCCUUAACAACGAUUAGUGGAUCGGAAUCUCUACAAGUCAGGCCUCACCGAGAGGAUGGUAGGUUGAUAAUCAAAGCUGCAAAGGUCCCAUCAAGACAUUCACAUUUCCAAGCUGACAGAAGCGAAGGCCGCCUUCGACUACGUUUCGUCGAAGAUUCAGCUUCAAAUUUUGACUUAGAUGAAGAAAAUAAAGCAACAAGUACACUCAAGAAUGACGAAAGAGAUGCCAUCAUUAAUUCUGAUGAAGUAGAAGAAGUGGAGGAAGAAGAAGAAGAAGAAGAAGAAAAAGAAGAGCAAGAAGAGGAGGAUUAUGAAGCAGAGAAUAGUGCAUACUUCGGAAAGGAGAUGGAAGGCAAUAAUUUGGCUGCUGGGGAUGAAAUAGGAAAAGAAGAUCAGUUUCAAAGACCAAGAAGGUGCAAAGAAGGUGGUGAACUAGAGAACAAAGGAUUGUUAAAUUGGGAGCUUUUUUGGGUGGCUACAUCUUAAAGUUUUAUUUUGGAUCUCUCUUUCACAAACGUUUAGUUUGUCCCUUUCCCUUUUUGUUCUUUUUUUCUUCUUUUCCUAAUGAAUUACCCUUUUGUUCUUUUA
Ricinus communis (castor bean) is the source of this 1519-nucleotide messenger RNA. Its product is annotated as protein FANTASTIC FOUR 3. The record is from RefSeq and is a predicted model, not a curated record. The coding region runs from base 389 to 1417 and encodes 342 amino acids. The transcript has a single exon. Lineage: Eukaryota; Viridiplantae; Streptophyta; Magnoliopsida; Malpighiales; Euphorbiaceae.